This is a messenger RNA of Trichoplusia ni (cabbage looper), 1290 nucleotides long. It is a transcript of the gene TfIIFbeta, whose product is annotated as general transcription factor IIF subunit 2. Lineage: Eukaryota; Metazoa; Arthropoda; Insecta; Lepidoptera; Noctuidae. The record is from RefSeq and is a predicted model, not a curated record. Gene Ontology annotation, cellular component: transcription factor TFIIF complex. Gene Ontology annotation, biological process: transcription by RNA polymerase II; transcription initiation at RNA polymerase II promoter. The transcript has 4 exons. Bases 154 to 969 code for a protein of 271 amino acids.
CUGAACUGAUAAAAUUGUCAUUUUAUUUCGUGGUGACAGUUACGUGCGCAUGAACGAUACUUUGAUUUUGUCCUAUCAAAAUAAUAGAUUAUUGUAGAUUAUCAAAUAAAGUUUAGACUUAAUUACACUUGUAAACAAAUCUUUGAAAGCAAAAUGACUACUCCACCCGCUCUACCGCAUAUCGACCGAGAACUAGACUUAUCAAAUACUGGAAGAGGAGUAUGGCUUGUAAAAGUUCCUAAAUAUAUAGCAAACAAAUGGGAGAAAGCGCCCGGAAACAUAGAAGUCGGCAAGUUGAAGAUCUCACGGGCGCCGGGACAACGAGCGCAGGUGCAACUGACGCUAUCGGAGGCCGUGCUAUGUCUGAAAGAGAGUGGAGAACAAAAUAUACCCAAGGAACAUCGUCUUGACGUUUCCAACGUUACAAGACAGUCUCUUGGAGUUUUCUCCCAUGUCAUACCAUCAAACACGGAUUCUGUAGUACCUGAAUCAGAGAAACUUUACAUGGAGGGAAGGAUUGUACAAAAGUUAGAAUGUCGCCCAUAUGCAGACAAUACAUAUUACAAGUUGAAGUCAGAAUCUAUUAGGAAAGCAUCUAUGCCUCAGAGGCAAGUACAGCAGCUGGACAGGAUAGUACAAAACUUCAAGCCAGUUUCAGACCAUAAACAUAAUAUUGACUACAUGAAGAAGAAGACGGCAGAGGGCAAGAAAGCCAGAGAUGACAAGGAGGCUGUACUUAACAUGCUGUUUGCUGCAUUUGAAAAACAUCAGUAUUACAACAUUAAAGACUUACAAAAGAUUACCAGGCAACCUAUAGUGUACCUGAAAGAGAUACUGAAAGAAGUAUGUAACUAUAACUUGAAAAACCCUCAUAAGAACAUGUGGGAGUUGAAACCAGAAUACAGGCAUUACAAGCAAGAGCAAGCUGCCGAAGCAAAGGAAGAGAAGAACAGCUCUGACAGUGACUAGGGAAAUGAUAGUUAGUCAACUUAUGAGUAGUUACCAAUCACCUUUAAGUUAAUUUUGUUGUACCUACCUAAUACCAACCGCCUUGGUUGACACCCAUGUAACUUGGCAUUCGGGACAAUUAUGAAAAUGUUGAACUAUGUUGAAGGUAUAUGAAUUUUGUGAGACAGGAAACAGCAAUGUUUUAUAGCUCUUUCUAGACUGGCCAAGCUACAUUGGGCGCAUGCAAGAUGUUAUAUAACUACUCAUCUGUACAUACUUACUAUAAGACUGUAUAUUCUGAUAGCUAUAAAUGAAUCAGAAAAUAAAUAUUUUUCUAUUGAA